Cucurbita maxima (winter squash) is the source of this 3197-nucleotide messenger RNA. Its product is annotated as extensin-2-like. The transcript has a single exon. The record is from RefSeq and is a predicted model, not a curated record. Lineage: Eukaryota; Viridiplantae; Streptophyta; Magnoliopsida; Cucurbitales; Cucurbitaceae. The coding region runs from base 41 to 2851 and encodes 936 amino acids.
AGGAAAUAGAUAUCCAGCAAUAAGUGGGCAUUGCUGGAAGAUGGGGGCUAUGAAGCCUUUGAGGCAUUGGCCUCAGCUGCUCUCGGUGGUGGCGAUUUGCCUCAUUGCCACCACCGUAGUGACUGCUCAAGUCGAUGAUGAUUUGUUGUUACCUAUCAAAAACCCUGAACUCGGUGGUGAUUUACCAAAGCAUCAACAUCACAAUACUUAUCCGCCGGUGGAUCAUCACCAUAAACCACCACAGUCGAAGUAUGGACACCACCACAAGCCACCACCUCCACCAAAAUACAAGCACCACCACAAGCCACCACCUCCACCAAAAUACAAGCACCACCACAUGCCACCCCCACCCAAACAUUACCACCACCACAAGUCACCACCUCCAUAUCUUUACAAGUCUCCGCCACCACCUCCCUACGUCUACAAGUCUCCACCACCCCCACCGUAUGUUUACAAGUCUCCGCCACCACCUCCCUACAUUUACAAGUCUCCACCACCACCUCCUUAUGUCUAUAAAUCUCCUCCACCACCUCCAUAUGUCUACAAGUCUCCACCACCCCCACCUUAUGUUUACAAGUCUCCGCCACCACCUCCCUACAUUUACAAGUCUCCGCCACCACCUCCAUAUGUCUACAAGUCUCCGCCACCACCUCCCUACAUUUACAAGUCUCCACCACCACCUCCCUACAUUUACAAGUCUCCGCCACCACCUCCAUAUGUCUACAAGUCUCCGCCACCACCUCCCUACAUUUACAAGUCUCCACCACCACCUCCUUAUGUCUAUAAAUCUCCUCCACCACCACCAUAUGUUUACAAGUCUCCGCCACCACCACCAUAUGUUUACAAGUCUCCGCCACCACCUCCCUACAUUUACAAGUCUCCGCCACCACCUCCAUAUGUCUACAAGUCUCCGCCACCCCCACCUUAUGUUUACAAGUCUCCACCACCACCUCCAUAUGUCUAUAAAUCCCCUCCACCACCACCUUAUGUCUAUAAAUCCCCUCCACCACCUCCAUAUGUCUACAAGUCUCCGCCGCCACCACCUCCCUACGUCUACAAGUCUCCGCCACCACCUCCCUACAUUUACAAGUCUCCGCCACCACCUCCUUAUGUCUAUAAAUCCCCUCCACCACCUCCAUAUGUCUACAAGUCUCCGCCACCACCUCCCUACGUCUAUAAAUCUCCUCCACCACCUCCAUAUGUCUACAAGUCUCCUCCACCACCUCCAUAUGUCUACAAGUCUCCACCACCCCCACCUUAUGUCUACAAGUCCCCGCCACCACCUCCAUACGUCUACAACUCUCCUCCACCACCUCCCUACGUCUAUAAAUCUCCUCCACCACCUCCAUAUAUCUACCAAUCUCCGCCACCACCUCCAUAUAUCUACAAAUCUCCGCCGCCGCCGCCACCCUAUGCUUACAAGUCUCCCCCACCACCUCCCUACGUUUACAAGUCUCCUCCACCACCUCCCUACAUCUAUAAAUCUCCUCCACCACCUCCAUAUGUCUACAAGUCUCCUCCACCACCUCCCUACAUCUAUAAAUCUCCGCCGCCACCAUCUCCUUAUGCUUAUAAAUCUCCUCCACCACCUCCCUAUGUCUACAAGUCUCCUCCACCACCUCCCUACAUCUAUAAAUCUCCGCCGCCACCAUCUCCUUAUGCUUAUAAAUCUCCUCCACCACCUCCCUAUGUCUACAAGUCUCCUCCACCACCCCCCUAUGUCUACAAGUCUCCACCACCCCCACCGUACGUCUACAAGUCUCCACCACCGCCUCCCUACGUUUACAAGUCUCCACCACCACCUCCCUACGUCUAUAAAUCUCCUCCACCGCCACCCUACGUCUACAAGUCUCCUCCACCACCUCCCUACAUCUAUAAAUCUCCGCCGCCACCAUCUCCUUAUGCUUAUAAAUCUCCUCCACCACCUCCCUAUGUCUACAAGUCUCCUCCACCACCCCCCUAUGUCUACAAGUCUCCACCACCCCCACCGUACGUCUACAAGUCUCCACCACCCCCACCGUACGUCUACAAGUCUCCACCACCGCCUCCCUACAUUUACAAGUCUCCACCACCGCCUCCCUACGUCUAUAAAUCUCCUCCACCGCCACCCUACGUCUACAAGUCUCCUCCACCACCUCCUUACAUCUAUAAAUCUCCUCCACCACCACCCUAUGUCUAUAAGUCCCCUCCACCACCUCCCUACAUCUAUAAAUCUCCUCCACCACCUCCUUAUGUCUACAAGUCUCCGCCACCACCUCCUUACAUCUAUAAAUCUCCGCCGCCACCACCUCCUUAUGUCUACAAGUCCCCUCCACCACCUCCCUACAUCUAUAAAUCUCCGCCACCACCUCCUUACAUCUACAAAUCUCCUCCACCACCACCCUAUGUCUAUAAGUCCCCUCCACCACCACCCUACGUCUAUAAAUCUCCACCACCACCUCCCUACGUCUACAAGUCCCCUACACCACCUCCCUACGUCUACAAGUCUCCCCCACCGCCUCCCUACGUCUACAAGUCACCUCCACCGCCUCACUAUGUCUACAAGUCUCCUCCCCCUCCUUAUAUCUAUAAAUCACCACCUCCACCAUCUCCAUCACCACCUCCUCCAUAUAUUUACAAAUCUCCGCCUCCACCAUCUCCAUCACCUCCUCCACCUUAUUACUAUAAGUCACCUCCACCUCCAUCCCCAUCACCACCACCACCUUACUAUUACAAGUCCCCUCCCCCUCCAGUGAAGUCUCCACCACCACCAUAUUAUUAUAAGUCUCCACCACCACCAUCUCCAUCACCACCCCCACCUUAUUACUACAAAUCACCACCUCCACCGCAUAAAUCCAAAUAUCCACACUAGAACACCACCAACAAAAGUUCACUAAGUGAUGGCAUUUAAAUUAUAUUAAGUUGUAUGAAUAAUAUUAGCCAACUUUCUACAUAGAAGGUGAAUUUGGAGGCGAUCAAUUUAAUUAAUGGUGUGACUGUUCCUGGAUCCUUUGCGAGUGUAUCAUUCCAGAGGAAUUGUUGUAUUGUUUUUUUGGCAUCCAAGAUCUGGAUGCUAAAUAUUUGAAUUCUAUCAAUUGUUGUAUUUGACUUUACAUAAUCCUUGGCAAAUUCAAUUCUUCUGGUUUGUGUUUAUCACUAUUUCAUUUAAAUUUAUGUAUUUUGAUGUUUAAUUGAUGAUGACGAGAUCGUAAGCUUUC